This is a messenger RNA of Boleophthalmus pectinirostris (great blue-spotted mudskipper), 2210 nucleotides long. RefSeq names its product arylamine N-acetyltransferase, pineal gland isozyme NAT-10-like. Lineage: Eukaryota; Metazoa; Chordata; Actinopteri; Gobiiformes; Gobiidae. Gene Ontology annotation, molecular function: acetyltransferase activity. Bases 605 to 1480 code for a protein of 291 amino acids. The transcript has 2 exons. The record is from RefSeq and is a predicted model, not a curated record.
CACCUCAAUCUCACGAUAUUGCGGUGUUGUAAACAUAGAUAUAUACGGUCUGUGGUUGUAGAGUGUGUAGCAGGCUGCCGCCUUCCGCCCAUGGAUGUAUUAACGUCACUUCAGCCGUGGCGCUACGCGAAUAAAGUAACAUUUCGACAAUGAAGUCGUAAUUUUACGACUUUAAAGACGUAAUCAUAGUAAAGACGUAGUUUUAUCGGCCAGGACACAAAACAAAACAUUAGAAUCAUUAAUAGCAUUUUAUGUCUUUUACACUGAAAGAGUUAUCCAUGGAUCUAGGACUUCUCGGGUUCUUCCUCCGUGCGUUUCUUUUAACGAUUUACAUGCAUGGAUCUAUUAUAAAAUUAUUAUAGUUCUGUGUUUACAUGCCUUUUGCUAUCUACCUAGUCCAUAUGUGUUGUAAAUACUAGUAUCAGGUUGCACGCCAACGUAGUAGUGCUGAUGAGAAAAAAAUGUGUACUGUUACGAAGUUCCUGCAGGUGGCGAAGACCAACUUAGUAAGGGAGUGACUUUUCUCAUAACUUUUUUCUCCUGCGUCACAUAGAUAUUGUCCAGCUCGGUACAGCUACAGAUCAACUUUGGAGCAUAAUUUGGUAUGAUGGACCUGAAACAGUAUUUCAAAAGGAUUGGUUUUUCUGGAUCCUUCGAGAAAGCAGACCUUGCAACUCUGAAGUUAAUCCAUAAACUGCAUGUAAUGUCCAUUCCUUUUGAAAACCUCAGCAUUCACUGUGGAGAAAAGAUCGUCAUGGACAUUGAGGUCAUCUUUAACAAGAUAAUAAAUGGCAAUCGAGGGGGCUGGUGCCUUGAAAACAACUUCCUUUUUGGUUGGGUAUUGCAAGAAAUGGGCUAUAACCGCAUAACUCUUGGCUCUAAAGUUUUUAACAAUUCUCUAAAUGACUUUGGUCCUCUUGACUCUCAUCUCAUAAACAAGGUUGUGAUAGACGGGAAAGCUUAUAUUGCAGAUGUAAGCUUUGGGGUUUCUAGCCAAAUGUGGGAGCCCUUGGAACUUGUCUCAGGGAAAGCUCAAAGUCAGGCUGCAGGUGUUUUCUGUCUCUUCGACAAAGGGGACAUGUGGGUCUUGGAAAAAACUGGUAGAAAACCUGAAGUACUCGAUCCAGAAUUUGCCAAAUCACGCCUGGUGAACACAAAGCUAACAAAACCAAUCUACUGCUUUUCCUUGAAGCCACGAGGCCAGGAUCAUUUCACUGAGACGUGCUACAAACUUCAAACAGAUCCUACAACACUGUUUACGAACAAAUCCAUCUGUUCACUGCAAACACCAACUGGAUUCAAAGCUCUUAUUGGCUGGAUAUUCAGCCGCGUCACAUACAGCCCUGAUAAUGGUGUUGAUUUUUACGACAUGAAGAAUGUCAGUGAUGAGGAAGUGGAGAAAAUUUUGUGUGAAGAAUUCAAUGUAAGGCUGGUCAAUAAACUGCAGCCAGUUGACAAGACACUAAUGUACACUCUCUGAAAAAAUAUCAAGCCAAAUAAACAAAAAACUGACUUAAACUGCAAUGAAAGAUUUCAUUUGGUUGUCUGAAUGUUAACCAUGAAAACAAUGUAUAAAAUGUUAAAUUUGGUGUUGCUAAUCUGUAUGCCUAAAUUAAAUGAUGGAUGUUUCCUCACACUAGUUAUACUUACUGUGUAAUUAAUGUUGCACAAUUUUACACACAGUUAUUUCAUUUUCUGAAUUUUUGAUGGACAUCUUCCUUUAUGUAUAUGAUAGUGUCAUAUAAACGCAUAUGGGCUUGGCACGUGAGUGUAUGACACUUUAAUAAGUUAAUUCAUUUAUUCAUUCAUAUUGUAUGUAUUAUUAAGGUUUUAUUAAUGUUAUUUAUAAUAAUAGAACCAAUAUAUGGAGACAUUAUUAUUAGUAGUACUAAGUAUUUGUAUGAGUACUGUUAAAUAAUUACAACACUUGUUGUUAUCUGUGUUUGUGAAAGCAACCACUUAAUGUGUAAUGGGGGUGGGAGUAAAAAAAAAUAAUAAAAAAAAAAUCCCACUUACUUUUGAGCUUUCUUUCUUCUUUUUUUUUGACCUUAGUUAAGUACACAAAUGGUGCAGAAAGGUUUUGUUGUAAGCAUUGUAAUGUUAAGUUGACUGCCAUGACAGUAAUGUUCACACAUUACAAAUGGAACCAAGUUCGAAAUACUUGACUGAAAACCAAUAAAAUGAAAACCAUUUUUCAUAAAACCUUAAAA